AUGGAUGGAGUUGAAAAAAUGAACAUACGAAGGGGGCAGUUAAAAGCGUCAAUAACACGCUUUUGGAAUACCCUACAAUCUCCAGAUGUCGACCCAGUCGAGAUAAAAGCUCGACGAGAAAAAAUUGAAGAGGUGUGGGUAGAAUAUGAGCAACUUCAAUCUGUGAUAGAGGCGCAGGAAGAGGUCGACAUAAAUGCACAGAAUGGGUAUAGGGAAAUAUUUGAGGACCUAUACUUUAAAAGUGUGGCGGCAGCGGAGAAAAUAAUUACACAGGCGAAUGGCACAGAGGAACGCGGAAAAAGCAAAAGCGAAACGUCGUAUGAAAAAAAAGUAACCCCGGCAGUUAAAUUAGCAGCGUUAAAUGUGCCAACAUUUAACGGAAAUUAUCAUGAAUGGGCGUCAUACUAUGAUAUAUUUUCUGUAUUAGUGGAUAGAAAUCCGGACAUAAGUGAUAUAGAAAAAAUUUUUCAUUUGCGAGCAUCACUGUCCGGCGAAGCACUAGCGUCUAUACAAUGUUUGGAGACAACGGCGAAUAAUUAUGCGAUAGCGUGGAAAUCUCUUGUGCAGCGGUACAAUAACAAACGAGUGUUAGUACAAGCACACGUAAAGUCCAUAUACGACCUUGAAGCAAUGAGUGGCGAAUCGGCGAGUAAACUAAGACAAUUUACAGACACGCUUAGUGGACACAUGCGGGCUUUAGAGGCGCUAGGCGAACGACCCGGGGAUUGGGGACCACUGUUAAUACAUUUAAUCGCAACAAAAAUUGAUAAAACCACAUUGAGAGAGUGGGAAUCAAAAUCGUCACAUGAUAAGGUGCCAACUGUGUCGGAGAUUAUUCAAUUCUUGGAAUCGAAAUUCAAGGUUUUAGAAGCCAUAGAGGUCGCAAAAAACAUAACUGUUCGAGCGCAGCGGCCUAUAGAAAACAGUGCGAAAAAAUAUUAUGAAAAGGGAAGCGCGUCGAAAUCGUUCGCGUCUACGUCAAAGUUAAAAUGUUUUGUGUGUGGAUCAGAACAUACGAUUUAUAAGUGCCCUACAUUUUGCAGUUUAGACAUAUCGGAUAGAAUAAAACGCGUAACGGAGCUUGAUUUAUGUAAAGUUUGUUUACGUAAACACGACGGUCGAAAAUGUAACGCGCGAUUUUGUUUCAAAUGUGCAAAGCCGCACAACACGCUGUUGCACUUGUCUGGAGUGGGAAAUAAAUCGUCGACAAACGAACAAAUACAGGUUCAGUCGACAACGGCUGGUUUGAAUAUUGCAGGAAGGAGCGAUGAAGAGUCAAAGUCCGUAAGUGCGCACGCGUCGGUAAUAUUGGACGAUCGUAUUCUAUUGGCGACAGCGAUAAUAUUAUUGCGUGACGAGAUAGGUAAUUUGGUACCCGGACGGGUAUUACUAGACUCUGGGUCACAGAGUAAUUUAAUCACUGAAGAAAUGGUUCAAGUGCUAGGAUUAAAGAAAAAACGUAUUAAUCAUAGCUUAUCGGGAAUCGGAGAUAGCGCGCAGACAGUGUCGUCGACAGUGAAUACAAUGAUCAUGUCCAAUUAUAACGCGUUCACAUUAUCUACAUCGUAUUUGGUCGUAAAACGCAUAACAACAAAUAUACCGUCAAGAGUGUUUAAAGGAAAUUACGUAAUUCCUAACGAUAUACAGUUGGCUGAUCCAUCAUUUUUAAAACCACAGAAAAUAGAUUUAUUAAUUGGGGCCAAUCACUUUUUCGAUUUAAUGCAAUCUGGACGACUUAAACCAAUAGCGGAGGGACCGGUGUUCCAAGAGACGUGCUUGGGAUGGGUGGUUUCAGGUCCGUUAGGACUUCCGGAAAAAUACGAAUAUGAACACUCGUCCAGUGCGAUAUGUUUACUGACGGGUGAGACUCCGGAGACAGAUUUGGAAAGGACAAUUGCGACAUUUUGGAGGCUCGAGGAGUAUGGAGAAAAAAAAGUAUACACUUUGGAAGAAAAGGCGUGUAAAAAUGAUUUUGACAAAAAUGUCAAACGGAACGGUAGUGGCAGGUUUGUCGUACACUUACCAUUCAAAAAAGAUAAACCUAAAUUAGGAAACUCGUACGAGAUAGCGAAGCGUCGGCUGUUAUCGUUGGAAAGGCGUUUCCAGAGGGAUCCGAAAUUAAAGACGGAAUAUUGUAAUUUUAUGUCUGAAUAUGAAAAACUUGGGCAUAUGGAGAUUAUCGGUGAAGAUGAUAACGGCAGCGCCGGAGAGUCAUAUUAUAUACCGCAUCACGCAGUCCGUAAUGAAAAUAGUACUACUACAAAAUUACGCGUAGUGUUUGACGCAUCGUGUAAAACCGAUACGGGCAUUAGUCUUAAUGACAUUUUAAUGAAGGGGCCGGCGAUUCAAGACGAGUUGUUAUAUAUAUUAGCGCGUUUCCGGACGUAUAAUUACGUUUUAUCGGCGGAUAUAGAAAAAAUGUAUCGCCAGAUUUUAGUCACAGAAAAUCAUCGAAGUUAUCAACGCGUAUUAUGGCGAGCAAAUUCAACGCAACCGAUACAGAAUUAUCAACUUAAUACGUUAACGUACGGCACAGUUCCCGCAUCAUAUUUGGCAACGGCGUGUUUGGAAAAUUUGGCAGAGGCUGAAUACGAAAAUUAUCCCGAUGCGUGUUUGUCAAUCGUAAGAAAUUUUUAUAUGGACGAUUACUUAGGGGGUGCCAUGAAUAAAUCGGAAGCAUUAAAAUUACGAGAUAAUCUUACGACAAUUAUGAAAAAUGCGGGCUUGGUACUGCGUAAAUGGAUGUCUAAUGAUAGCGACCUAAUCGCAGACGUUCAAUGUACCAGCUGCGGAGUGCGGGCGGUGGGCGAUACUAGGUCAACAAAGAUAUUAGGACUAAAUUGGAAUUCAGAUAAUGAUGUGCUGUUAUACACCGUGCGCCAAAUAGAUGAUAAACUAAUAACAACAAAACGAAAAAUAUUAUCCGAAAUUGCGACCAUAUUUGACCCGUUAGGACUGCUCGGUCCAGUAAUAGUAAAUGCAAAGUUAAUAAUGCAAAACCUGUGGCAGGUAAAGGCUGGUUGGGAUGAUCCACUACCGGAGAGCAUUCAAAACGAAUGGCUUAAAUGUCGGGACGGCCUGUCACAGUUAAACGAAGUAUCAAUACCACGAAAAAUAAUAUGCGACGGUAUAAAUAUAGAAUUCCAAGUACAUGGUUUUGCGGAUGCGUCCUUAAAGGCGUAUGGCGCCUGCCUAUAUCUGCGUAGUACUGAUUUGGUAGGAAAGAACGUCGUAAAUUUAAUUUGCGCAAAGUCAAAAGUGGCGCCAUUGAAAGUCAUAUCGCUACCACGUUUGGAGUUGUGUGCCGCACUACUAUUAGCCCGGCUAGCAAGCCGAGUAAUCCCAAAAUUAAAUUUACCUAUAAGUCAGCGUCGAUUCUGGAGCGACUCGAAGGUAACACUUGCAUGGAUAUCGUCACCAUCAACCCGAUGGAAGACCUUUGUAGCUCAUAGGGUCGGGGAGGUGCAAGAUUUGACGUUAUUUAGUGAAUGGGCACACGUAAGUACGCUGGAUAAUCCGGCAGAUCUUAUAUCACGUGGCUGUGAGGCAAAACGUCUAAAGGAAAAUGCGAUUUGGUGGCACGGCCCCACGUGGCUCAGCGAGGAGAGUACAGCGUGGCCAAAUGUCGAAUCGAAAGCGUAUACUGCGGCAGACACAAACAUACCCGAAGCGAAAGAUAACACCACUACGGCAGAAACGUGCAGUUUAACUUGUACAGCGAAAUGCAAUUAUCCACUGUUAUCCGAACGAUCUUCGUUAAGUAAAAUCAUACGUAUAACGGCGUAUUGUUUACGCUGGCGAAAGAAAAAAAUGAUUGUCGGCCCAUUGCAAGCAUUCGAAUUAGAAUACGCAAAUCUCGCAUUGAUAAGAAUGGUGCAGCUAGAACACUUCGGCAAGGAAAUAAAGGCUUUAAGCGGAAGUACACAAGUAGCCACAACAAGCAAGCUAUUUAGAUUACGACCAUAUUACGAUAAAGAAAAACUUCUACGCGUCGGCGGUCGAUUAAAAAAUGCAAUAUACCUGGACAUACAUCAGCGAAACCCGAUAGUCCUACCCAGUGAUAGUCCAUACACACGGCUAUUAUUUCGCCGUGAACACGUACAACUUUUGCAUAGCGGUCCACAAGCACUCAUAGCAUCGAUUCGGCAGCGGUAUUGGCCGUUGAAGGCGCGUAAUAUUGCGCGUGAUACUGUGCAUAAAUGCGUAACAUGUUUUAGAUUAAAACCAGUUAUCGUGCAGCCGAUUAUGGGUGACCUACCGCGUGAUAGAGUAACACCGAGUCGGCCGUUUUCGCGUUGUGGUAUCGACUUUGCUGGUCCGAUAAUGAUAAAAACGAGUUUACGAAGAAAGGCGGCAUGUUCAAAGGGGUACAUCGGAAUAUUUGUUUGCUUUGCAACGAAGGCGGUUCACAUUGAAUUGAUUAGUGAUUUAACGACGAAAACAUUUUUACAAGCUUUAAACCGAUUUUUUGACCGUCGAGGCCGAAGUUCAGUCAUAUAUUCAGACAACGCUACAAACUUUAUUGGAGCACAAAGGCAACUCAAAGAAAUAUUUCAAUUUUUUCAGUCCGUGGAUCACCAAAACGAAAUUGUAACAGCUCUCGCGGAUAAAGGCGUCGAAUGGAAGUGCAUACCGCCCCGCUCACCGCAUUUUGGCGGGUUGUGGGAGGCGGCGGUAAAGUCCAUGAAGAGUUUAUUAUACAAAGUGUUAGGCGAGGCGAGGCUUACAUAUGAGGAAAUGAGUACGGUACUAACUAGGGUAGAGGCUUGCUUAAAUUCCCGUCCUAUAACACCAAUGUCCUCCGAUCCAACCGAUUUGACUGUUUUAACGCCCGGUCAUUUUUUAACCGGAGACGCUAUAACUGCGGUGCCCGAGCGUGAUGAGACUGCCACACCUGAUAACCGGUUGGACAGGUGGCGAAGAGUGACAAAAUACUCUCAAACACUGUGGAAUCGCUGGAGUACUGAAUAUCUGAAUCAGCUUCAGGAAAGGGUUAAAUGGGCAGGUGCGAAAGGUCCGUCAGUAAGAAUUGGGACAGUGGUAAUACUUCGAGACACCAACCUGCCUCCUUUGCAGUGGCGCUUAGGACGAGUGGUCAAGGUCGAGCCUGGUGCAGACGGUGUGAUCCGCGCAGCAUCGGUUCAAACCAGUAGCGGUGUAUGGAAAAGGGCGGUGCGUUUACUUUGUCCUUUGCCAUUUGAGGGGAAUGCUACUUAG
Acyrthosiphon pisum (pea aphid) is the source of this 5217-nucleotide messenger RNA. RefSeq lists its product as uncharacterized. The transcript has a single exon. The coding region runs from base 1 to 5217 and encodes 1738 amino acids. Gene Ontology annotation, biological process: DNA integration. Gene Ontology annotation, molecular function: nucleic acid binding. Lineage: Eukaryota; Metazoa; Arthropoda; Insecta; Hemiptera; Aphididae. The record is from RefSeq and is a predicted model, not a curated record.